UGCUGAAUUCAGUCCAAUGCCAGGCUUUUUUGUUGGAUACUGUCACUCAAAUAUCGCCUACCAAGGAUCCAGCCCUUACCGAUAAGCAUUUUGAUAUUCUUAUGGAUUUGUUGAUGGAACAAAGACGUUCCCAAAGAAAGCAAGAUCAGGUUAUAGCACAAUUGAGUCAAGCUUUGUUGACACUUCAACAGGAAGUAUCUAAAAACCAAUUUCAAAAUGGAUCGGUCAAUAAUCGACUCCUAGAAUGCGAAAACAAAACCGAUAAACUGAAACGCGAACUAGAAACUGUGAAAGGAACCUUUGAAAUCAUGAAGAACGAAUAUAUGAUGGUUGUACAAAACUUAACCAACGUUGACACAAAAGCGAAUCAAAUAGACAAGGAGAUUGUGAUGUUAAAAAAUCUAAAGUCUGUUACAGAGUUACGAAAUAUUUCCGACAUUUUUAAUAAAACAGACCGGAAUGAACUAGAAAUUCAAAUGACAAAUCAUAGAAUGAACAAAGUUAUCAACGACGCUAAUGCAAGAAAACAAGAUGUUAUAGCUCUUUAUAACAAAGCAGAUUUAACAGAAAACAAUUUGGAUAAACAUUUGAAGGAGUUGGCUAACAGGGUUAUCCUUGUAGCAGGGGCAACAAGAGGAACUUAUGCAGACCAACAAACAAUACUAUUCCAUGACAUUAUCAUUUCAAAUGGUGUUCGAGACGUUGACUCUUUUAAAUCUACCGGGGCUUUUACAUGUGAAAGGGGUGGCAUGUAUCAAAUCGCUGCAUAUAUAGCAUCAAAUGCAAAUCAUUGUUCUUUUACAGUUCGCAAAAACAAAGCUUAUAUUGGUGAUGCAUUUGCAUCACUCGGUGAUUUCUUUGAAACAAUGACUUUUAUUUCUGUUGUUGAACUAAAAGUCAAUGACACCAUUGAAAUAUAUUCCGGUAGAACAGGUCAGCUUGUAUAUGGGAAUAGAGAAUCUGGAAUCUCAAUUGUACAAAUUCGGUAGC
Messenger RNA from Mytilus trossulus (common blue mussel), 990 nucleotides. RefSeq lists its product as uncharacterized. Gene Ontology annotation, molecular function: protein binding. NCBI's taxonomy places the organism in Eukaryota, Metazoa, Mollusca, Bivalvia, Mytilida, Mytilidae. Bases 102 to 989 code for a protein of 295 amino acids. The transcript has 2 exons. The record is from RefSeq and is a predicted model, not a curated record.